This is a messenger RNA of Oldenlandia corymbosa var. corymbosa, 3138 nucleotides long. The record is from the annotation of a GenBank genome assembly. NCBI's taxonomy places the organism in Eukaryota, Viridiplantae, Streptophyta, Magnoliopsida, Gentianales, Rubiaceae.
GGAAUAAUAAAAACUUUUUUUUUAAAAAAAAAAAAGAAAACAGAAAAUGGAAAGAACAGCAUUAAUUUCAGUCGAACACUCGCAACGAACGACUCACAUUAAACUUCCCGAAGACUUGAAAGUUGAUACUACUUAUACCCCCAUUGUUACCUCAAGAAAUGAACAAAAAGAAGAGGUGGAUGCAUGCAUUAUAGAUCAUGGCAUCCAAUGCAUGGUCUCUCCUCAAUACUCCCUCAGCUAACAACAACAUCCCUUCUUCCACCACCACUUCUUUCUUCUUACUGUUUAAUACCCAUUCCACCCCAAAAACCCUCCCGGCCGCCGGCGGCGGGAGGACGCCUCCGUUGCCACGUGUCGCACGUAAGAACCGCUCUUCAUACCCAGCCAUUUCCUGCGUUUCCACCCCACCUCGGCAAAAAGAAGAAGCAAAAACGAAUAUUAAUCACACCCACAAAUUAUUACCAAACACAACUCCUCCUCCUGAACAUAAAAAAGCCGCAGCUGCUCCGAACUCAUGCCCUCUAACUCCGGUGGGCUUUCUCGAAAGAGCCGCCGUGGUUUACGGCGACUGCUCAUCCAUUGUUUACAACGAAACGACAUAUAAAUGGUCGGAAACAUACACCAGGUGCCUGAAGCUCGCUUCUGCUAUAUCAUCAUUAGGGAUCAAGAAAGGCGACGUCGUUUCGGUCGUCGCCCCGAAUAUUCCAGCCAUGUACGAGCUCCAUUUUGCAGUCCCAAUGACUAACGCCAUUCUCAACACCGUUAACCUCCGGCUGGAUGCUCGAACCAUCUCCAUCCUGCUCCAGCACUGCGAGUCAAAGCUCGUCUUCGUUGACCACCAGUCAACGAGCGUCAUCCUUGACGCCAUCUCUCAGUUCCCUCCAGACUCCCAAAAACCCAUUUUAGUCCUCGUAACCGAGUCUCAUCAUCACAUUCAUAAUAACAAUAAUAAUCCCAAUGGUGCUUGUUUCCAUCGGGAAACAUAUGAGGAAAUGAUAGAGAAAGGGAGUCAAGAUUUCGUGUGGCUCCAGCCGGAAGACGAGUGGGAACCGAUGACGUUGAACUACACCUCCGGCACGACUUCUUCACCUAAAGGCGUGCUGCACAGCCACCGCGCUCUCUUCGUCCAUACGGUUGACGCGCUGCUGGAUUGGCCUUUGCCUAAGAACUCAACCUACUUGUGGACCCUACCCAUGUUCCACGCAAACGGGUGGAGUUACACGUGGGGCACCGCGGCAGUUGGGGCAACCAACGUUUGCCUGCGUAGGGUGGACGCGCCUUCGGUGUUUGAGGCCAUCGGCAAACACAAGGUGACGCACAUGUGCGGCGCCCCGGCGGUGUUGAACAUGCUGUCGAACUUCCCGGCGCGUAGCCAUGAGAAGCUGGAACGUCCGGUUCACGUGCUGACGGCUGGAGCUCCUCCGCCGGCCGCAGUGCUGGCCCGGACGGAAGCAAUGGGAUUUGUCGUAAGCCACGGUUAUGGUUUAACGGAGACUGCCGGGCUGAUGGUGACGUGUGCGUGGAAAGAAGAAUGGAACUCGUUGCCGGCGUUGGGACGGGCAAAGCUCAAGGCGAGACAAGGAGUUAGGACGGCGGGAUCCGCCGGAGCUGACGUGUUAUGCCCGGAAACCGGAAAGAGUGUGGAACGCGACGGUUCGACGAUGGGUGAGAUUGUUUUAAAGGGCGGGGCGGUGAUGCUGAGUUACCUGAAAGAUCCAGAAGCUACGGCGAGAUGCAUGAAGAAUGGGUGGUUUUAUACGGGUGACGUGGGCGUGAUGCACCCGGAUGGAUAUUUGGAGGUUAGGGAUAGGUCUAAGGACGUGAUUAUUUGUGGCGGGGAGAACUUGAGCAGCGUGGAGGUGGAAUCGGUGUUGUACACUCAUCCGGCGGUGAAUGAGGCGGCUGUGGUGGCCAGGCCGGAUAAGUUUUGGGGGGAGACGCCUUGUGCUUUCGUGAGCUUGAAGGCGGAGGCGGAGGUCAAGCCGUCGGAAAAAGAUGUCAGGGAGUUUUGCAAGGCGAGGUUGCCGCUUUAUAUGGUGCCGAGAACGGUGGUGUUUAAGGAAGAGCUUCCUAAGACGUCCACCGGUAAGAUUCAAAAGUUUCUGCUUAGGGACAUGGCUAAGUGGCUCUAGCCUUUUCUUUUCAUUUCUUUUUUAAAGUUUUCUUACACUAGGUGUUGUUAUUGUUGUCCAGUAAUUAGAACCACGUUACGGUUUGUUUAAGAGUCUAGCUAUAUGAAUAAUAAAUAAAUUAAUUAACGAUUUCAAAGAGAAUAAUAUAAUUCGAAUUAGUGAAGAUCGAGAAUUCAGGUACGAGGAAUGAAUUGAAAAAAAAGAGCUAAACCUGAGAUCCAACUCCAGUUGUAAUGACUGUGAAGUGUACUCAAUAGAUGCAAUAGUUUUCCUGAUAUAAAUAUUCCAGCAUUGCCCGGAACUCUCAUGGUUGCAAUAUUAUUAGAAAUUCGUCAUUUAAUUAAUCAAGAAUGUAAUCAUUUCUUUUGUAGUUCCGGCCGCUUUGGCAUGCAUGAUUUCUGUAGUAUGUUGAAAAUUUUUUUUGUACAAACUUACACAAACAUAAAUUUCCAUUGGUGUAGCCUUGUAUCCCCAGGAUUUGGACUAGGGACAUCACAUACUUGAAAUCAUCGUUAAAAAAUAAUUUAAGUCGAAUUUCUUAUUCACAUAAUGUACUCUUCUUUAUCAUAAUUAUAACACAAAUUUAAAAUAGUAUGGUGCAGGUCUAAAUUUGUACUUUAUAAUUAGGACAGAAGUGAAUAUUGAUUUUAUGAUUAAGGCUCUUAUUUCAUUCUUUGUACCAAGACAUACUAGUGCUUGAUAAAUGCACGAGUACAUUCAUCCAUCUUGGGUUUUCGAAAGAAAUGUAUUUUUAAAAAGAAUCCAUAUCGUGGUUUGGGCUUAGGUUCAAAUGCCAAAUUACUCAAAAAGUCAAAACCACUUUGCAAGCUUUAUGAUUGAAGCCUUGAAGGUAGUGGGAUAUACAUAUUUACUGCCUGAUGGAUAUCCUAAUUCCUCGCACCCAUUGAUCAUUUGUAAUUUGUCCAUCAGGUUGUGAGUCAUGGGUUUCUCUGUUGUUCAAGAAAUUGAAAUUACGUCGGUCUGCUGAAGAGCCUUUUAGCAUUGG